Messenger RNA from Mirounga angustirostris (Northern elephant seal), 4964 nucleotides. RefSeq names its product IL2 inducible T cell kinase (gene ITK). Gene Ontology annotation, cellular component: plasma membrane. Gene Ontology annotation, biological process: T cell receptor signaling pathway; B cell receptor signaling pathway; intracellular signal transduction. Gene Ontology annotation, molecular function: non-membrane spanning protein tyrosine kinase activity; protein binding; ATP binding. The transcript is spliced from 17 exons. The record is from RefSeq and is a predicted model, not a curated record. The coding region runs from base 375 to 2237 and encodes 620 amino acids. NCBI's taxonomy places the organism in Eukaryota, Metazoa, Chordata, Mammalia, Carnivora, Phocidae.
UGCGCAACAUGCCUUAACUUUCAGCCGGGCUAACCCAAGGACUGUAAAGAUGAAACUCUAAUACUUCUUAUCAUUUUGAGUCUGUCUUCAUAUAUCAUUUCCAAACCAUACGGCAAAGGGUAUGUAUAGAUUUUACAUACGUCUCUUGGUUUUGUGAAUUUCGAAAGGAUGUGGUUAUAGCCUUUGACAUCAGAGGAGAAGCUCCACAUUGUUGACUGAACACUGAUCGAAAGAUAACGCUGGAGGCAAGAGGCCUUUUAACAGCUCUCUGAAAAUCAACUGCCUCCCGAGUGUGUGCCUCGUGCCCGAAGCAGUUUCCACUGGCCGUACCACGGGGUGAUGCCCAAGGUGCAUCACUUCCCAAGAAUUGGAUCAUGAACAACUUUAUCCUCCUGGAGGAACAGCUCAUCAAGAAAUCGCAACAAAAAAGAAGAACUUCUCCCUCAAACUUCAAAGUCCGUUUCUUUGUUUUAACCAAAACCAGCCUGGCGUACUUUGAGAACCGUCAUGGGAAAAAGCGCACAUUGAAGGGCUCCAUUGAACUCUCCCGAAUCAAAUGUGUCGAGAUUGUGAAAAGUGACAUUAGUAUCCCAUGCCACUAUAAAUAUCCAUUUCAGGUUGUGCAUGACAACUACCUCCUGUAUGUGUUUGCUCCAGACCGUGAGAGCCGGCAGCGCUGGGUUCUGGCCCUUAAAGAAGAAACAAAGAAUAAUAACAGUUUGGUGCCCAUGUAUCAUCCUAAUUUCUGGAUGGAUGGGAGAUGGAGGUGCUGUGCUCAGCUGGAGAAGCUUGCAGUGGGCUGUGCCCAGUACGAUCCAACAAAGAAUGCUUCAAAGAAGCCUCUUCCUCCUACUCCUGAAGACAACAGGCGAUCACUUCGGGAACAUGAAGAAACCAUUGUCAUUGCCUUGUAUGACUACCAAACAAACGAUCCACAGGAGCUCAUGCUACAACGCAAUGAGGAGUACUACCUGCUGGACAGUUCCGAGAUUCACUGGUGGAGAGUACAGGACAGGAAUGGGCAUGAAGGAUAUGUACCAAGCAGUUAUCUGGUGGAAAAAUCUCCAAAUAGCCUGGAAACUUAUGAGUGGUACAAUAAGAGUAUCAGCCGAGACAAAGCUGAAAAACUUCUUUUGGACACAGGCAAAGAAGGAGCCUUCAUGGUACGAGAUUCCAGGACCCCGGGAACAUACACCGUGUCUGUUUUCACCAAAGCCAUCGUAAGUGAGAACAACCCCUGUAUAAAGCACUAUCACAUCAAAGAAACAAAUGACAACCCCAAGCGAUACUACGUGGCUGAGAAGUAUGUGUUUGACUCCAUCCCUCUCCUCAUCAAUUAUCACCAACAUAAUGGAGGAGGUCUGGUCACUAGACUCCGGUAUCCAGUUUGUUCCUGGAGGCAGAAAGCCCCGGUCACAGCAGGACUGAGAUAUGGGAAAUGGGUGAUUGAUCCCUCAGAGCUCACUUUUGUGCAGGAGAUUGGCAGUGGGCAGUUUGGGUUGGUGCAUCUUGGCUACUGGCUCAACAAGGACAAGGUGGCCAUCAAAACCAUUCAGGAAGGGGCUAUGUCAGAAGAGGACUUCAUAGAGGAGGCUGAAGUCAUGAUGAAACUCUCUCACCCCAAACUGGUCCAGCUGUAUGGGGUGUGCCUAGAGCAGGCUCCCAUCUGCCUGGUGUUCGAGUUCAUGGAGCACGGCUGCCUGUCGGAUUACCUGCGCAGCCAGCGGGGACUCUUUGCUGCAGAAACCCUGCUGGGCAUGUGCCUGGACGUGUGUGAGGGCAUGGCGUACCUGGAGGAGGCAUGUGUCAUCCACAGAGACCUGGCUGCCAGAAACUGUUUAGUGGGAGAGAACCAAGUCAUCAAGGUGUCCGACUUUGGGAUGACAAGGUUCGUCCUCGAUGAUCAAUACACCAGUUCCACAGGCACCAAGUUCCCGGUGAAGUGGGCAUCCCCGGAAGUCUUCUCCUUCAGCCGCUAUAGCAGCAAGUCAGAUGUGUGGUCAUUUGGUGUGCUGAUGUGGGAAGUCUUCAGUGAAGGCAAAAUCCCGUAUGAAAACCGAAGCAACUCAGAAGUGGUAGAAGACAUCACUACUGGAUUUCGCUUAUACAAGCCCCGGCUGGCCUCUGUGAAUAUCUACCAGAUCAUGAAUUAUUGCUGGAAAGAGAAACCAGAAGACCGGCCACCUUUCUGCAGACUCUUGAGUCAACUGGCUGAAAUUGCAGAAUCGGGACUUUAGCAGAGACUCAGCACCAGGCCACGGGCUGCAGAUCCUCAAAGGGGGAAGCAAAUCCUCCCUUCAUAGAGCAUUAAAAGCUGCCACCAGCCCAGAAUUCCCCAGAGGCAGCUGGCCCUGUGGUGCCAGUCCCUGAGCUACCACAGAGGCAUCACCCUGACAGAGGUGGGCAGCUCAGCCCCUGACCUGGGACAGAGGUCCGAGCAGCUGCCUCUUAUCUUGUGCGGCCCGCAAACCUCAACCUGACAGCUUUCAGGCACCAUUUCUUGCACUUCUUAGAGAAAAGGAGAGACAUGGUAGGGCUGUGGAUUAUUAUUUUUAUCAUUAUUUCAAACAUGGAUCUAAAGUGUAUGGUCGAGGGAUUUUCACUUGACCCGGCAACACAGAAUCCUAGGAUGUGGGGCAAGAGGAAUGAGCAGUGGGACUCUUUUUCAAGAACUGGCGAGUUAAUUAAGGUCAGAAAGAGGAAGCAGCCGCUGGGAUUCUGUUAGCCGCAGCUUCCUACCGUAGAGGAUGACGGGGCAGCCGCUCAUAGCUGAGGCCAGACAGGCUGAGAAGCAGCUUUAGGAGGUUUUAUUCAUCGAGCACACUGCCACCUCCCUCCUUGAAGGGACGUGACGGACUGGGGUGAACAAUGAUGAUCCCAUGGUUGGAUCUAGCGUCUGGACAGAAAGAGGGCAUCAGAUGGUGGGGAGCCAACUAGUACAGAGAAAGGCCUUAGGUUGUUACCACUCCAAGGCCCACCUUCAGUACCAAGCCGGGCAGGUGACUGUGCCUCCCCUUCCGCACAGAUUGCUUCCGCGGGCAUCCGGGGAGAAGCUGAUUGCUUCUGGACACCGACGCCGGCGGAGGACUCCACCCACCAUCAGUUUUUCUGGCGUCUGGGAUUAGUCCCCUCUCUGCACUCUUCCACCCUCACCAGCAGAGGGCAGCAUUGUGUUGGGCAGUGUGGCCUGCAGAGACCUGGAAACUGGGUUAGGCCCUCGAGAUUUGCAACGUGAAGGCUGAGGCUUCUAGUCUCCUCAAAGUCUAGGAGAGGAGCGAGGGGUCUGUUCUCGCUCAAACCAUCUGGAUGGAAAGUGAGUCAAGCACUGAAUGGGGUGCUUCCAAGAUGCACAAGGCAGCCUACUGUUGGUGGAGCGCUGAAAUAUGCAAAGUGAGUAUGUACUGAGCAGCAGGCCUUAUGUGCAGAGUUUCGUUUCAUCCUGAGUUCACACCACCCCCGUGAGGAUGUAUUCUUAUUCCCAUUUUACAGAUGAUGGAACUGAGGCUUUAAAAAGCCAAGACAGCUUGCCAAAGUGACAGAGCUAGGAAAUGUAGAGCCCACGUCUGUCUGCUGUCAAUGCCGUCUCUUUAUUCCUAUUCAACACUUCUUUCUACUGAGGAUGAAAGGGGUUGCAGAGGAGAUAAAUACAGCUGGGGGAAAGACAUAGAAAGCCAAAAAGAGGGCGCCUGGGUGGCUCAGUUGGUUAAGCAACUGCCUUCGGCUCAGGUCAUGAUCCUGGAGUCCCAGGAUCGAGUCCCAUAUCGGGCUCCUUGCUCAGCAGGGGGUCUGCUUCUCCCUCUGAUCCUCCCCCCUCUCAUGUGCGCUCUCUCUCUCUCAUUCUCUCUCUCAAAUAAAUAAAUAAAAUCUUUAAAAAAAAAAGAAAGCCAAAAAGAAGUCAACCACCAAGUGAUGUUUCUUCCGCAUAGGCCACUAUGGUUGGCCAUGUAGCCCUCCAACUUGGAAUAGGAUCUUCUUUUUCUCUUCUGUCUUCUCACCUUUGUUAGAGUUAAUGACUUUGGAGUUACUCGGUUAAUUGCCCUUCUGAUUCACCCACCCCUCCACAGUCAUGUUGCAUGAUGCCAUUUAUAGGUGAGCUUCAAAGCAGUUUUGAAAGAUCUGCCUGCAGGUGUAUAAAUGCUUCCUUUAAUUAUCAUUUCAACUUUGAGCCAGCUGCAGUAUUCUUGGGCACUUUGUGGAGAAGGGUAUUCCCUGAUGUAAGAGAGAUUUCAUUUUCCUACGGUGUUCAGAUAAAACUUUUAGAGAGAUUAUUGGAUGGUGUUACAAUUAACUCUUUCUAAAUCUUGUGAUAUUUUGACCAGCUGGAGAUUCAGAUGCAUAACUUGUAACUAUAAUUAUUGUGAAACUGGUUGCCUUAAGAUAAAACUCUAUCAUUCAGAAGAUGAUCUUACUCAACAUAUCCAAAAGCAUCCCUAUUUACUUUCUGGCAUUUUGUACAUUCUCUUGUGGAACCCUUAAUUAGAGAUGAUUUCUGGAACAUCCAGCCUGAAGGAAAACAUCAAAAUUGACUGAUUUCUGUGGUCUGGUUUCAAAAAUUGCCCCUUGCAUGGUGUUAUUGUGUUCAAGCUCAGAUUCCCUGGGCCUUAACUGAACAUGUUAACUCCCCGGUGUCCUAUCCUGCAAAAUGAGCUUCCUGCCUGUUUUUUUCUACCCCUCUCACAUUUUGAAAAUGGUACCAUGUGUUCACAGGGAAUUCCCUUAUGCAAAGUUUUGGUUCUAGGUGCAUUUUAUAGAUUUUGCAUUUUGUACCUUUUGAGAACUAUUUAUAUUUGGAUGUAUUGAAUAUUUAUUACUGUACAGUAAUUGCUAGUAUUCACAAUAAAAAUGUUACAAAUAUCUCUAACCAUUUAUAAAGCGCACAUAGUUAAAGGACGGAUUUAGCAAAUAAAGCUGUAUGUUUUAAUAAAUACAGUAUAUAUGACCUGGGUUCCAUAUUUGCCCAAAUG